Pterocles gutturalis (yellow-throated sandgrouse) is the source of this 1785-nucleotide messenger RNA. Its product is annotated as sushi, nidogen and EGF-like domain-containing protein 1. Gene Ontology annotation, molecular function: calcium ion binding. The record is from RefSeq and is a predicted model, not a curated record. Gene Ontology annotation, biological process: establishment or maintenance of epithelial cell apical/basal polarity; heterophilic cell-cell adhesion. NCBI's taxonomy places the organism in Eukaryota, Metazoa, Chordata, Aves, Pterocliformes, Pteroclidae. Gene Ontology annotation, cellular component: plasma membrane; protein-containing complex.
CCUCCGUCUGCCUGACGCUGCGACCCUGCCUGAACGGGGGGAAGUGUAUCGAGGACUGCAUCACGGGGAACCCCUCCUACACCUGCUCCUGCCUGGCUGGCUUCACUGGGAAGAGGUGCCAUGUCGGUGCACAUGAGUGUCUCUCCCCCCCGUGUCAGAAUGGAGCCACUUGCCUCAACGGUGCGGGCAACUUCAGCUGCAAGUGCCCACCGGGCUUCCGAGGAGCCAGCUGCGAAACCGAAGAGUCACCUUGUGAGAGCAGAGUGUGCCAGAACGGCGGGAGCUGCCCGGGGGCGAACAGGACGGUUUUAGCGGGAUACACAGGGGCGGACUGCCAAACAGAGGUGAACGAGUGCGAGUCCAGCCCAUGCCUGAACGGCGGGCACUGCGUCGACCUGCUUGAUAACUACACCUGUGUGUGCCUGGAGCCCUUCGUUGGACAGCGCUGCGAGACAGACUCAUUUUCCUGCGAGGACCGGAGCUGUCGGAACCGGCAGACAUGUAACUACAUUCGUCCCGGCCGCUACAUCUGCACUUGCUCCCCAGGUUAUUACGGCAAUAACUGCCAGUACGGUGGACCCCGCGUGCCUGGUGCCUGCCUCUCCCAACCCUGCCAGAAUGCCGGCAGCUGCCUGGAGACGGAGCAGGGCUACAUCUGUGAAUGCCAGGAGGGUUACAGUGGGCAGGAUUGUCGAGACAAACUCUUGGAGGGCUGCGAGUGUCGCAACGGCGGCAGUUGUCUGGAAGGGAACGUCACCAUGUGCCAGUGCCCACCUGGUUUUUUUGGUCUUCUCUGUGAAUUUGAAGUCACCACCACACCGUGCAACAUGAACACGCAGUGCCCGGACGGUGGGUACUGCAUGGAGUACGGCGGGAGCUCCCUCUGCGUCUGCCACACUGACUACGGCACCAACCACACGAUGCCAUCCCCCUGCGACUCGGAGCCCUGCCUGAAUGGGGGGUCCUGCGAGGUUCAUGAUGACUCGUACACCUGCGAGUGUCCUCAAGGCUUCCUGGGCAAGCACUGUGAGAAAGCCAAGCCCCGACUCUGCAGCACGGGGCCCUGUCGCAACGGGGGUACCUGCCGGGAGGCGGAUGGCGAGUACCACUGCACCUGCCCUUACCGCUUCACUGGCAAGCACUGUGAGAUAGGGAAGCCGGACCCCUGCGCCUCGGGGCCCUGCCAGAACGGCGGCACCUGCUUCCACUACAUUGGCAAGUACAAGUGUGACUGUCCCCCGGGCUACGCCGGUCGGCACUGUGAGAUCGUGCCCUCCCCGUGCUUCCUCAGCCCCUGCGAGAACGGCGCUACCUGUGAGGACCUUGGCGGGGGCUACGCUUGCACAUGUCCCGUGGGCUACACAGGGAAGCACUGCCAGGCUGAGGUCGACUGUGGCAUCCCCAGCGAGGUGAAGCACGCCCAGGCCUCAUUCAACUCCACCAGAGUGGGCUCACUGGUUGAAUACCAGUGUGAGCUGGGCUACACCCUCAGUCAGCACAACCACCCCCGUGUCUGCCGCUUGCCAGGCAUCUGGAGUGACCCCCCUGAAUGCGACGAGAUCGAUGAGUGCCAGUCCCAGCCUUGCCUCAAUGGUGGCCGGUGCAAGGACCGCAUCGCCAAGUUCCUGUGCCUGUGUGAGCCAGGUUACACCGGCCAGCACUGCGAGCUGGAUGUCGACGAGUGCCAGUCGGAGCCCUGCAAGAAUGGUGGGACCUGCCAGGACCUCUCCGCGUCCUUUGCUUGCUACUGUCCCGAGGGCUUUGUGGGGACCCAGUGUGAGACAG